Penicillium arizonense is the source of this 1197-nucleotide messenger RNA. RefSeq names its product CDC50/LEM3 family protein. The record is from RefSeq and is a predicted model, not a curated record. The coding region runs from base 1 to 1197 and encodes 398 amino acids. Gene Ontology annotation, cellular component: endoplasmic reticulum; plasma membrane; Golgi apparatus. The transcript is spliced from 6 exons. NCBI's taxonomy places the organism in Eukaryota, Fungi, Ascomycota, Eurotiomycetes, Eurotiales, Aspergillaceae.
AUGUCCCAGGCCGAGGUGACUCGUACUGAAUCCAUCGAGGACCAGGAGCGCGCAAGGGAGGAGGAGACUGACAAGAAACCCAAGUCUCGUCGGCCAGCCAAUACCGCAUUUCGCCAGCAACGACUGAAAGCAUGGCAACCAAUCCUGACCCCUAAAAGCGUCCUACCUCUCUUCUUCAUAGUCGGCGUUAUAUUUGCCCCGAUCGGUGGUGUUCUCAUUUGGGCGAGCUCUCUGGUCCAAGAAAUUUCCAUCGAUUACUCCGAAUGUCACACCAAGGCGCCAUAUGAACGCCAAGAUUAUGUCCCAAACUACUCGGCAACGUUCAAAAACGAACUUUCGACACCGCCUACCUGGGAACGACACAACGAUAGCUCCGGAGCCACUGUCUGCACGCUCUACUUCAGCCUUCCAAAUGACCUUCCAGCACCCGUUUUCAUGUACUACCGUCUUACCAAUUUCUAUCAGAACCAUCGCCGAUAUGUCCAAUCGCUCGAUUUGAAUCAGUUAAAGGGUGACGCUGUCCCGUACAACACAAUCAAGGGGGGCGCCUGUGACCCUUUGGCGAUCGAUGGGGAGGCGAAGAAGGCAUACUAUCCAUGUGGAUUGAUUGCGAACUCGAUGUUCAAUGAUACCAUUGGCAACCCCCAGUCUCUAUCGGGAUCGGGGAGUGAUAGCAUCAAGACCUACUACAAUAUGACUAAGAAGGGGAUCGCGUGGGCUAGUGACAAGGAGCUCAUCAAACAGACGAAGUAUAAACCAGGAGAUGUUUUGCCACCGCAGAAUUGGGCCAAGUACAACGGUACCUACACAGAGAUGCCCAAUCUUCAUGAAGAUGAGGAUUUCAUGGUGUGGAUGAGAACUGCAGGUUUGCCGUCGUUCAGCAAGCUCUCUCGCCGAAACGAUACUCAUGCCAUGCCAAAAGGCUCUUAUUCUUUGGACAUUGUCCACAAGUUUCCCGUCACCGAGUACGCUGGAACAAAGUCGAUUUUGAUCUCUACUCGGACGGUCCUUGGUGGCAAAAAUCCCUUCAUGGGGAUCGCAUAUGUAGUGGUUGGUGGGAUCUGUGUUCUCCUUGGGGCAUUAUUCACCGUUGCGCACCUGGUGCGCCCGAGGAAACUGGGUGAUCAUACAUACCUUACAUGGGAUUCAAAUCAGCCCAGCACUGCUGUCACUACGGGACGAGAUGAUCGCCCUUGA